ACUGUGGUGGCUCCCGACGGUGGACCCGAACCAUCGCCAGCGUCAUCUCCGGCUGGGCGGCGAACCUUCAAGUUUUCGAGUCUCAAGAAGCGCGCAAGCAAGACGCCGGCCGUCAACCAAGACCAGCCCUCCCGGACGACCAGCGAGGCCGACAUUGCGGCUUUUCAGAAGGAGCUGCAGAACUUACCAAACUUCGAGACGCUGGCUGGCUCGAGUGACACCUUUACGGACGGAGGUGCAGGCGGUCUCGACGGGGUGGGCUACGCACGACCGCGCUCCUGCUCGGUGCCUCGCGUCACUUUCGAAGCGGCAUCGCUACAACUGCCGCACGGACAUGGCCCACUCAUCCGCAGUGCCACCACGGAGGGGGCCUACACGGGUUCCUCGGUGAGCAAGCCCGCUGCAGCAUCUGCGACCGCCGCUGGGCCCGCCAUGCCGCAGAUGGCCACCCCUGUCCCGCAGCCCGUCCAACAGUCUCUCCUCACGGCUUGCGAGGCGGUUGCUCCAGCGCACGGGCCUCUGUGCGAACUGCCCGGCGUUCACCUGACCAUCCUGAAGCUGCUCUACGAGUGGACCUGCAUUUGCCCCGGUGACCUGCGCAUCCGCGAGUUCCGAGACUUUGUCAACCGUCUCGCGUGCAUGGGCGACGCCUACAAGGAGUGGGCCGACGAGCUGCGCAGGAACGCCGACCUCAAGGAACUGGAGAAGGACGAUGUCAAACCAAAUGAUCUCGAGGCGAUUCACGAUGAGUACAGCAAGCUGCGAGACUUGGUGGUGAACGGUGACCUGUUGUGCUCCAAAGAGGAGGCAGCCGUGUUAGCGGGCGUCCAGCUCCGCAUUGAAGAAACCUGGCCCAGCAACGCACGCGCGCAUCAUGCCCUCGGCUCCGAGCAGCUCGGAAAGCUCGUCCCCAUCACCGAAGACGCCAAGGAGGGCCUGAUCCCCGAGCCGCCGGGCCCCGGCGAGAGCAGCAGGAUGUCGUCGGCGGAGGCUGACGACAGCCCCGCCGAGUCCUCCGACGGGGCCUGCGAGCCGGCCACGCCCACCAACCGCUCGUCGGGCAGCUUCUUGCGCGUGGUGCCAAAACGACGGUCGCUCAUCCUCCGCCAGUGGAUCGGCUCAAACGGAAACCGCUCGCCAACGGGGCUGCACAACGCGGUCAGCCUCAAGGAGUGCCUACCGCCGUGCUACCACACGGCCAAGAACAUCGGCAAGACUAUCAAGGAGCAGAAGCGCAAGCUGUUUCACUCACCGCUAUACGAAAGCGAGAUCCACCUGAAGCGACUGUACAUUCAAACAUGCAAGCGGCUGCCCUCAUACGGCUGCCAUGUGUUCCAAGUGAAAGAGCUGCUCCGAGGCAAGACAAAGAAGCGGGCGCACCGCGUCCUGGGCAUCGGCAUCGAGCACGUGGUUCUGCUGGACAGCAAGACGCUGGUGCUGGCGAAGUCUCAGCACACGAGCGAGCUGCAGCAGUGGCGCGCCGGCGGAGGUCGCUCGCACGACCGACUGGUGCUCGAGUUCCGUGGCACCAAGUGGUCCUUCGUGGCGGCCCAGUCGCUGCGCUCCAUCAGCUCGGUGCUCUGGGAGAUCAUGCAGGACCUGGACGCACGCUUCCUGGAUGAGCAUCUCAUCACCACGCGUGAAGAGCUCGACAAAGAAAGCCACCGCAACAUGGUUUCGGUGCACGGUCUGGAGCGAGCCACCAUCUACAAGGAAGAGCUGGAAAGGCUGCAGGGCCUGCUGCAUUUUCCCGAAGAGGUGGCUGUGCGGCUUACCGAUGUCGAGUACGAGCUCUUCUACAGUGUCAGCCCAGUCCACUACAUUCGCCAGGUGACCGUCGACCUUAGCGGAAAGGCGGCCACCUUCAGCCCAGGCGACAAAGACCGGACUGUGCAGACACUGAUCAAGCGCUUCAACGAAGUGAGUUCAUGGGUGACGCACAUCAUCAUAUCGCAACCGACGCACGAAGACCGCAAAGCUGUCCUGUCGUGCAUUCUGCGAAUUGCCAUGUGCUGUUGGAACAUCGGAAAUUUCAACACGGCGAUGGAAGUUCUGGCUGGACUAAAGUCCGAGAAGCUGAAGCCCUUCUGGCUGUCGCUGUCCGACAAGGACCAGCUUCCGGUGCUGGAGUUCCUCAGCCAGGCUUUGCUGAAUCCGGAGCCUUCAGAAGAGUACCGGGCUGCCGUGGAGAGGGCGCUCAACAUCCCACACUCCAAGGUCAUUCCCUUCUUCGGCACUUUCCUUCGAGACCUGCGCGCCAUUCUCCAAGGCAUGCCUAGCCUCGUCGUGUUGCCUUCCGAAAAAGCCAAGAAAAUCGAGUUUGUGUCCGAUUUCCAUGGUGAAGAUCAUUUCAUGACCCGCAUCGGAGUAGGGGGAAUCAUUAAUGUCGAGAAGAUUCACCAGGCACAUCGUGUCCUCGACGACAUCAAAGCAUUCCAUCAUCACUACAAGUGCAGGGAACACGCCCUCGCUCAGGUCGCCAUCAACAGCAAAGAAGUCAGGCGUGAGGAGACCAACUGCAAGGAGGACGACAGCCUGUACCUGCAAGACCCGGAAGCGUACAUUCCGAUACAGGAGCUGGCCAACGACCACCACAUCAGCAUGGUUCCGCUCACUGUGGACCGAGUGGACUUCCACCAGCUGCAGAUUCUGCACCACGGCUGCACCAUGGUUCACUGGGAGGAAGACGGCUCUCGUUCCUCGCUCUGUUACGUGCGCCUCGAGCGCAGCAACGCCACCAUCACUUGGUGCAAGCCGGCAUGGAGCGCGCUCCGGGGCUCCGGACCGCAGGACUACGCGCUUAGCGUCAACAUCGAGGAGAACGUGCCGGUCGGGUUAAGCCAGAAGUAUGACACGGGCGAGUCCUACCUUGCCGGCCUCGAAGAGGGCUUCCUCGACCUCAACAUCGUCAAGGAAAUAGUGUUGUGCCGCAGCUCAAUCGAGGUCGCGGCCGUGGCGAAACGGCACGGCCUCGAAGACUCGUUCAGCGACCAGAACCUGUUGCGGUUCAAGUUCGGCGUUGGCCUGUCCGAGAACCGUGUGCUGGAGUUCAUCCUGCCGAACUUUCUAUCCGUGAUAUGGUAUGACAGCCUGCGCCGGCUGGUGUCCAUGCUCAAGCAGCAGCGCCAGCUCUGCGACGGACGAAUCCACUGGCUCAAGGAAAGCUACCUCCAGCUAUACUUCCGUGAGCAGUGCUGCAUCGGCCCGACUCCUGCGGAGGCGAUCAAGGUCUUCGGUGGGAGGAAAUGGACGCUGAAUUCCCUGGGAAGCAGUUCUUCAGUCGAGUCAACAUCCUCGGCAUUCAAGAGGGCUUCAAGUUUUGGAAUGAGUACGACUAAACUGCGGAAAAAGAAGUCUUCUACAUCACUGGCAACUGUUCGGGACGUGGGUCCAAGGUACCUGCCGGAGGCGGACGAGGGCGGCCCGACGAGAAAGAGUCCGACAAUCAAGAAGCGCCGCGCCACUGUCAAGUCGUCGCCGCAGCUUCGUUCUCAAGAGUCGAGCCCGCAAAGGACAAGCGUGUCGCGAAGUUCCUCCUCCUGCGAGAACCUCAACCGUACCGAAGGCGGCAUACCUCUGAUCCACCCGACUCCCCUCGCCACGGGAUACAAGGAAAGGUCAUGUCAAGUAACGCCGAGUACUUCGAAAGCCUCGUCUCUCCUGAGCCGCCCAACCAUCACUCACUCCAGCCAGAUGAACUUCCUCGAGUUCGCAGAGCUGUUUCGCUCCUUUAUGGUGCGCUGCCGCAAGGACCUGAAGGACAUCUUCGAAAGCGUAGCCACCAACUCCAAAGUAACGGCCAGCGAACUUGCUGCGGAGGAAAUGGCCUCACCAAAAUCUUGUAGGACAAGACCAAAAGUGCUCGGACUGCUGACACGAACUAGCAAGUACGAGUACGUGGACCCUGAACAGAAAAAGAUUUGUGAUGCCAUUGCCACCGCCAGCAUCGUGUCCAACUGCGCCGGGGUUGACAGCUCAAAAAGGCUCGUCUUGGAGUGUGCCGACUUCAAGAAGUUCUUGGCGACUCGUCAGAAGGAAGAAUUGACUGAGGAAGAGGUUAUCAGACUUAUUCAGCGACAUGAGCCUGAUAACGUCCUCAGAGAAAAGCACCUUCUGUCUUUCGAAGGCUUUGCAAGAUACCUGUUGGACAAAGACAACUACGCCUUCGUGCCGGAGAUAAUACCGCCCGGUGCGAACACGAACAUGGACAAGCCCCUUUCUCACUACUACAUCGCUUCGUCUCACAACACCUACUUGACCGGCCACCAGCUCAAAGGAGAGUCAUCCGUGGAGCUGUACAGCGAGGUACUACUAAGAGGUUGCCGAUGCGUAGAGCUAGACUGUUGGGACGGUGACGACGGAAUACCUGUCAUCUAUCAUGGCCACACACUUACUUCGAAAAUUCCUUUCAAGAGCGUUGUGGAGGCGAUUCACAAGAGCUCGUUCGCCACUUCACCUUUCCCUAUCAUUUUGUCCAUCGAGAACCACUGCUCCCUUCCGCAGCAGGCCAAGAUGGCCCAGAUUUUUACGAACGUGUUCGGGGACAGACUUCAAACACAGUUUCUAUUUUCCAAUGACGUCUGCGAUGAGGCCCGCCUGCCGUCACCGAACCAGCUGCGUUACAAGGUGCUAAUAAAGAACAAGAAACUCAGGCCGCCACUGACGCCAGCGCUGCCCCUCAGGUCCACCAAGGGUGUGCCACAAGGAAAGAUUGCGCCCGGCCGGACGAACAGCAUCAUCUCUACGGCGAGCAUAGGGUCUCUCAACGACGAGGAUGAAGAAGAUUAUGAGGACUACGAUGAAGAGGACGACAAUCUAGAAGAGUCCUUAUCGAGCCAGGAGGGCUCGUGCAAGGAAGUGCACGCCACGCGGCACCCGGGCACGCUGAGCCCCGGCGCGGCGCACCCUAGGUCGCGCAACCCGGCCGACGCCGAGCACAUCCACAGCGAUGACGACGGCUACAAGCAGCGAAAGUCCAGCUCCCAGAUAGCGCCCGAGCUCUCCGACCUGGUCACCUACUGCCAGGCCAUCAAGUUCAGAGGUUUCGUCACCUGCCCGUCACCGACCAACUCCGUGAAAGUGAAGAAAGUGAGCAGCAAGAAGAACGUGCUCGCUUCGGCCGGAUCGCCGCUGGGCGCCAACACGCCUCUGCAAACAUCAGAGCCCAAGCACGACACCCCGACGGCAUCGACUGCCUCGGUGUCUACAUCGGCUCCCUCUUCAACAAAACGCCACUGCUCCAAUUCAGUGUGCUUCCAGGUGUCUUCCAUGAACGAAAGUGCUGCCAAACGACUCUGCAAGCGCCAUCCGCUCGCUCUUAUCACGCAUUGCGAGAACCAACUGAUGCGUACAUAUCCUGCCGGAAUGAGAAUAGACUCGUCCAACUUCAACCCAGUGACGUUCUGGGCCUUUGGACUGCAGAUGGUUGCGCUCAACUAUCAGACUGAAGACACCGGCCUGCACAUCAACACUGCCAUGUUCGAGCAGAACGGCAGUUGCGGCUACGUUCUCAAGCCCAGCGCCAUGUGGGACAAGAACAACAUCAUGCACGGCCAGUACAACCCGUGGGACAAGGAAUUCGACGGCAUCCAUCCCCUCAACCUUCAUAUCACUGUGAUCUCCGGCCAAUACGUGUGUCAGAACACAUACGCCUGCAGCCCCCAGGUUGAGGUCGAAGUGGUGGGCGUGCCGCUCGACUGCAAUCGCCUGAAGACCAAGAUUGUGCAGCGCAACUCGCUCAAUCCCAUCUGGCAAGACAGUUUCUGCUUCCGGAUCGCUUUUGCAGAAUUGGCAUUCCUGCGCUUUUCUGUUAUCGACGUGAUGACAAAUCACAUCCUUUCUCAAAGAGUGAUUCCCGUCAAAAGCCUGAAGCAAGGUUACAGGCACGUACGCUUGCGUAGCCCUCAGAACCAGCCGCUUCCUCUGUCAUCGCUGUUCGUCUACUCCGAGUUCGAGGAUGAAGGGCUGGAAGUCGUCCACCAGAACGGAGACCUGCUUGAAGGCGCCAUCCCCAAGAAGGUUAAGGGAAGGACCAAGGAAAUCUCCUCGACCGAUAGCAUUCGCUGCGACGGCAGAGAUAACCUGGUCGCCGGAGCUCAGGGUCUGAAGCGUCGAAUGUUUUUCCUCGUGGUACACGGCGUCAUGCCCGAUGAACCAAAAACAAUACUGAAGGUAACGGAGGACACCACAUCGCGAGAAGUUAUUGCUCAAGCGCUUCAAAAGGCCAACAAGCCGAACGACAGUCUCGACGACUAUGUCCUCAUGGAGGAGGCGCAGCCGGGCUGGGGCCGAGUUACCCAGGAAAAGAGUACCACGCAGAGGAUCCUAGACCCGGACGAAUGUCCGCUGGCGUCGCAGCCUGCCGGGUCCAGCCCGGAUAGCCGUUUCAUACUGAAGAAACUGGCCGACGACCCGAGCACACGGGCGUGGAUGACGACCAUCAAAUCUUCGAGCAACAAGGAGCACGGGAAUGCGGGCUUCAUAGGGUGGUGUGAUGGCGAGCCGGCCUACUUGGUCUGCGUGUACAACGUCUCCGCCGACCAGCCGUAUGCAAUUCUGAAAGCUCCCAUAAGCAGCACUGCUCAGGAUAUUAUUGCUCAGGCUCUGACGAAGGCCCGACGCACGGAGGACCCGAGCAACUUUGUGCUCGUGGAACAGGUGGAGUACCCGUCUCCAUUAACCGAAAGCGUGCCGACGGUCGGCUCUUCGGUGCGGCGCCGGGGCCCCUGCCGCGGUCUACGCACCCUCAUGGACGACGAGAACGUCUACCUGGUGCAGGCCCAGUGGAAGGGCCGCGGAUGGUUCGAACUGAGGGAGCGAAACGAGGGCUUGAGUGAACGGCGAAAGAUGAGCGCCCCUAAAAGCUCCAGCUUUUAUCGCCUCAGUCGUCUACGCAGCUCAAUUAAAUCCAAAGAGCGUGACAAGUCAUGCCCGUCGCCAAAGCAGUCGCCAGUGCGCUCGGCAGCGGCGGACGGCAGCGCCGGAGCGUCUGCUUGCGAGCCGUGCACGAGCCGCGAGGCCCGCCAGGUGCACAGCGAGGGCGAGACGCUGUCCGACGACGACGCGCCGCCGGCCGCCAUGGCGGCGCGCCUGCGAAAGAUCUCCUUCCGCAAACUCAAGGUGUGGCGCUGAGCCGCGCGUGCAUUUCGAGCAGCGGGCUGGCAGCCGCCGUGCGCCAGCCCCUCCACCACAUGGGUGUUCAACGGCCUUCAUCGGGUGCGCGGGCCACGGCCGGACAAUCUAGUCCACCGCGACUGAAGCUUGCCGGCGCUUGGUGCUCCUCCGGCCACUGAAUCCGCGCGCGCACACACACACUAGUCAUAUGGGGGCCCCACCAACGCCCUGUUGUUGGCUGCGCGUCGACUGCCUCUGGUCACACGCGCGCGUCACUUGUUGCUAGAGAGCCGCGUGCACACAUCCGCGAGCCUAUCUAUAUAAAUAUAUAUUAAUGUAUGUACAUAUACAUAUUCUAUAUUUACACGACGCAUUCUAUCGCGCCUCGCCGUUGUUGACUGGGCGGCCCGUCUCCUUGGUCCGGCAUAGAGCGAACGAGAAGGCGCGCCGCCCUAGCCAGACCAAAAGAGUAUUUUCUCUUCCUCCACUGCGGACCGAUAAGCCCCGGCUUCGCGGUUCUCCUUCUCUUCUUCUUCGUCCGUGUGCGUGUGACCGUAUUUAAUGAGCUGCCCAAGUUGUUCCCAUCCACAAACAUCAUCAGGUUGCACCGAUUGCUAUCCGUGUCUUUGUAUCAUACACCGCUUUCUUUUUUCUCUCCUUUGAGAAGUCUAUAUAGUUUACGUGGUGAGCUUCUUGGACACUUGUGUUGUCCAAGACUCAUUUCCGCGGCAGUGACAGCACUCUCUACUUGAACCGAACCGCGGUGGAGUGCUACGUGUUCCUUACUCUUCUGUUCGCUCGUUUCGUGCCAUAGACCGCAAGGCUUCGGUACGCAGUGCUGUCUGGGCUCGGCUGAAUCCGAGUGAGAGGUGUAUACGUUGUAGUCUGUGCUAUUUCCGUGUGUCUCGCUGGGUACAACGACUGUGGGGCGGGCUUUCGGGAAGGGCCCUCUGUGCCGCCUUCUCGUGGCGGCGGAGGGAGCGAAGAUCGGGCUUGGAAUCUCGCAUCUUCAGUUGCGCAACUUGCAGUACCUCGACCUGUCAAAGGCAUCCUGUAGCUCAGUGUUUCAAAGGCUGAAUAACAAGUCUUUCACAGCGUGCUAUUCUCGUCACGUGUGUUGCCGUUGAUGUCUCCUUUACCUUACAAGUAGCCACUCUUAAGAGCUUUGUAAGGUGCAGUAACUCCAGUAGCGUCCUCCUCAACCUACGUUAACGGUGUACGCCCACUGCAACUCGGCUCUCCUGUGUACAAUGCCAGCCGCUGCCGCAGGCCCCACUUGGCUCCAUGCUCACGGUGCACACGCGCGACUGGUCGUGCAAGUACGAAGUUUACGGGCAGGAAGGGAGCAGGUGGAAAUCGCGGUGUCUUUAAGCUUCGUUACGGCAAGGGUAGUGAGCUGGAACUACUGGAACGAGAGCUGUGGUUACUCGGGAGUCUUUGUUUAGUCACUGCUUUGUGGGCGGCACACCUAUACGUUCUCCGCUAUACAUAUAAGAUGGCAAGCGGUGAAGAGGUCGCAACGAAGUUGACAGUAUAGAUACGGGACGCAUACAUUGUUAGCAACUUGCUCCACUUAGAAAGUUUCGCAAAAUGUUUAUUCGAUUCUAAAUUGCGCAAAUGCCACGAGACGCAUUGGACAAGCGCGUGAACCUGAGCGGAAAAUUCAUGAACAUGUGUGCCUCAUGAGAACAGUGUGAACGAAUAGCACUAUCUCUGCGACCAGUAUUUCCCUGCAUUUAGAAAGACCGACGUAAACACUCUCGCAACUGUCCGCACCAAAGCUUCGGUCUGGUGCGCGUGUUCCUUAUCUUCAGACAGUUCGGAUAUUUGGUACCAAAAAAAAAGUGUAGGUUAAAAAUAGCGCGCUCUAAAGUAUACCGCAAAAUUGUACUUGCUAUCCAUUCUCAUUAUUUUCAACCAGUCUUCCUUCAAUAGAUGUGGAAAACUAAGAUCCUGUCUCAAAACAAGGUCAUUGUGCGUGUUUAACACGCUUAGUUUUUAUGCUCCAUCUGAUGGAGGAAUUUCUCGAUUUAUUUAACGGACAGCUGGAUGGGGAGCUGGACGGACAUAAUGGAGUAGGCCACAUGCAUGGUGAACGCGCGUACGAGACGGCUUCAUGACUUUGGUAGAGGCAGGCAAAACUUUUAGCGCGGUUAUGCUUCAGGAAUGCUGUUCUGGUACGCCUGUGCCGUGGUUGUUUUGUUUUUUUUUAGUCAGCUAGGGAAGUCUGGUCAAACCGUUCACAAGAAUUCUUAAGUAACAUGAUGACAAAGAGAUGUAGAUUACAUGACGCCCAGUAUUUAAAAAAAAUAUCUGUUUAUGAGCAACAAGUAUCUAACCAAAAACUGUUUAUCAAACAGCUGCUAUUCGUAGUAAAUACUAUCGGAAGUCACAUAAUUUGCAUACGUGGUAAUGUUGCGGCAAAAAUGAUGGUAAAUUCAUGAGGGUAGCAAUCUAUUAUUGUACUAAGGUCUUAGCAGAGACGCUGUGCGAGAACCAUAGCGCUUCUACUGUCUGCUUCCAGUAUCCUGUGCUUCGCAGAUUUUCGUGCUGUAACCUUUCAUAUGACGCGUCUUGUCUGGCUCUUGAGCGGGGAAGUGCCAGCAGCAGAAGAGAAGGCGAAAAGGCUGAGAGUAAGAUACGAAGUUGAACGUGUACAGACAAAGCUGCUUGCUGGCAUUCGCCUGCUCGAAAAUAAAUAAAUCUGUCAACUCGUCCCGUAAGCUAUACGUUCAUGAACAUGUCGGCUGAGGCGCCUGAUGACCGAGUCACCGUAGGAAAAGGUUGUAGCGAGUCGACCGCGAGGUCAUCUCAUAAACAUUUUGUAUGCUUUAGUUCGCCGUGUGUGUGACCCGCACUAUACGCUGCCGGGUAGUGAAGGCCACUGUCGGCCAUUAUCGCAGUAUAAACAAACAUAUCUGAAGUGAUUAAUGAAUCACAGCACUUUUAACUUUCCCCUUUACCGAAGCAACACUCAGGCGUCGUUUAGCAAGUUACCCGUUCUACUUUUCUUUUUCUGUUCACAAACUGGAACCCGUAAAUCUUACAAUUACUAAGCUUACACUGAAAGUUACUUGGCUUCAUUGGGACCCCUAACACAAUUUUUUCGUGCCUUUAUUUCUGAUACUUAUUCCUGCAAAAACAUAGUUAUGGAUUUCGAAUGCACAGACAACAGUUAAAGUGAGCAUGCUUCAUAUGAGUAGAAAAUGUCGCGCUUUAAAAACCGCUUACGGCUCAUUACAAACAGAGACUCGUGUAUCCACUUCGUGCUUUACGCUCAUCUACAUCUGCUUAUUGACUAUUUGUUUACUAACGUGUCAAUGAACGCUGAAGCAAAUUCAAGCCAAGCAUAUAAUCUCACUGACCCCCCACAGACACACACUCAUUCAUAUCUUACAUUGGUCAAAUGCUGCGAGUAAAUGCGUGCAAAGCUAAGCAAUGUCACGAUAUAAAUAAGCAAAAAUAACUAGAAAGCCGCUUAAGAGAUAAAAGCAUGGCCUUAAUUAUUUGGUGUAGCUGAGGUUGCGUUCAUGAAAGAAAAUUAGAGGCCGGAGUUUCCUUAAAUUCAUACCCUCUAAAUAUAAAGCCUGACCAAAAACUUCAUGAAAUCAUACAAACAUUGUAGCUUUUUUCAUAUUUUCUGGGCACCUCCACUAAACUUAGCACACAAGUUGAAAAGGAUGCAUUGUCUAUUUCAUUCUGCAUUUUGUAAAAAGACUGAUAGAAAUCGCACAUAUCUGAUCUAGAUGCAGAGGGAGAUGAAGGAUUUGAGUAGCCGAGGAAAGAUGGCAUCACGUUCGUCACCACAGUUAUUUAUGCCGACGCAAUGCGUCCCUAGACUAACAUAGUAUUAAUCGAGCACUGUUAUGUACAAAUGUAUCGGAAAGCAUUAGAUGCGUCUUAGUAGCGGAUACGUCCGGCGGCGUUUAAAAAUUUUAUUUAUUUGGCGUUAUUCUCUUAUAAAGGUGGCAAGUUCUGUUCCAUGUGGCGGAAGCCUUCUGGCAAAAAAUGUCCAAAAAUUGCGCAGCGCAUUAGCUUCUGUCUUAGUACGCUACCCUUAUAGGUUUCGCUCUUAGCACGUCAGGAAUGCCAGUCUUCUACUGACGAUGCCCAGGGAAGCGAAAACAGUCGAGAUGACUUGUGUUCAUUUACGCGGUAUUUAUUGUUCGCUUCAAAGCCAACCUAACAGCCCUCUGCGUCUGGCACAGAAACUGUGUUUUUCUUUCCCUUCCCAGCGAGUGGAAUGCGCGCAACGCAGAGUCGAGGGGUGGCGGUCGGAUCGGCUCGAACGUAGGGAGGCUACUCGAACGAGCUCGUCUUCGAGGCAGUUUCUAAAAUGCGGCCAGGCUUGGGAGAGCUUCUCCAAAGCGAGAACAGGCGUGACUCAAGACGGCAUGGACACGCGUACGGAUACGGUCAUCAGGCUCGAGUCGGCCGGAUGCUAAGGUUUGUGUAUCGGUAGGGCAAGAAGCGUUUCAGAUAAAGCGCUGUUACCCUGGGUGGUGAACCAAGCGCUCCCUUGGCGAUAACACCGUCUGCACUGCUCCAAUGCAAGUCGAACAAGCUCUCUCGUAAGGGACCUUCAGUGCUGUUCGUAUACAACCGAACCAUUGCGGAGCGCGCUUGGAGCUCUCUUUGACGUGCAGUGCUGCGGGUUAUUAAAGCUGGUGAGAUGAGGCGAGAAGCUAGGCUCUGGCUUGUUGAUGUUGUUGUUGUUGACGUUGACAUUGACAAUGUUGUUGUUGCUUCGAAACCCCAAACCGCCGUAGCACGUCGCAACUGAAAACUUCAACCGCCUCACGCAAAGACUCCGCGCGCACUGAAGGGUAUUCGGCGCCGCACCGUAUGCACGAAAGAGCUCAUCUACCGUCAUUGUAGAACGCGCAGGUAUCCGCAAUUCGUUCAUGCAUAAAUGAACGGUCCUUAACCUAUAUCGUGUCCAUCUUAUGAGUACAUUCAUUUAGCUGUAACUGCACUCCGCCGCACUUACACACAUAGUCAAUGAGACUUUGUGUGGAAGAGGAAAGACCCCAUUCUUCCUUGGUAUUGUUGCACUCUCUUAUCCCCAAAACGCACUAUGUGGCUUUGCAGAAUACUGCCCAAAUUUACUUCAACGCGUUUUCUAAUUUUUAUUCACGUUUUAAUAUUCGUACUGCACUUUCCUGAUAUCUUUUAAUAUGAUAGCAAAUUCGCUAUACUGUUCGCCUAGUCUUUUCUUCUUUCUUACAGCUGAAAAUUAGAUAUAAGUGCUAGCACUAGCGUGGAAUAGUAAAACAGUCAGGAUCUGCUCCCUCGGUAAUGUUGCUGACCAUCUUUUCCACAAACACACCGUUUAGUCAUCGCACUGUUAUAUGCAGCUGGCUUAACUCGCCGUCUGCACGAUAAUUCGUGUCGGCAUCUCGCAUUCAAUAAUCGCUCCGUGCGUUAUGUACAAAAUCUCUCAAUGGCAGUAUGGGCUUUGUGGCACAAAAUUCUUACAAAAAGCAGUUCAGUGCCGGACUUCUUACCCUAAUUAAGGACCCUCAAACAGCAAUAUUGAGAUGGCAAUGUAAUUUCGCAACCCUCGGUUCGGGAUCAGUCGCAUAAAUUAAAUUAAAGGCUCGUUUCCAUGACCAAAGUUUAGUGUGCCCCAGCCGUGAAUCUACGAAUUGCGUAUGCGUAUCAAAAAUGCGAGGAACCGUUUUUAGUUGUUCAUGAAAAUGCGCGGAGUAGCAGUGCACGUGUUGCAGUCCUGCACGGUGCACGUUGCGUUCACUCCACAACGGACCUCACGUGGCAGCCAUCCUAUCUGUUCCACGAUCUUCGUGCUCGCCUAGUUGCUUUUUUUUUAUUACCUCGCCCUCAGCGACACUUCGUUACAUGCAGCACAACAGAAGCCUACAUCGUUGCGUUUUUUUUGUUGUUGUUGUUGCUGUUGUUAAUCGUUGAGCUCCGUGCGCCUCCAACGUUUGCAUUAUCGACCAAUCACAACACUGAAAACAUUCCUCUUCGCUCGCCGUGAAUUUCACAUCCCUCAACGUGGUGUUUGGCUCACUAUUAUUCUUUUCUUUUUAUUUAUUUAUUUUUGCUUUGAACCAUUCCUUUUGCACGGCAGUGUUGUCCUGCACUAUCGAAAGUUUUCUUCUUUUUUUAUGUUCUAUACAGUCUGUUUCACCGAGUUUGCGGUGACCCUGUACAGGGACGAGCAUUCCUUUCGUUGUUCGGUUGAUUUUGUUUGUUUGUUUGCGUUACGACAUUACACUUGUGGUGGCUUACUCAGAUCACGCCAGUGUGCACACAUCCUAGCCUCAUCCUAGGCUUACUUAGACUGCACGUUUCAGCACGGCUGCAGCAUUCACUGUCAUUCGACAUCCCGUUCGAUUUUCGUCCUAGACACACAGUCAGCGGUUCCAGAGUGCGCUGAACAACCCUGUCUCAGUUAGGGAUCUGGCGCUACUAUCGGCGGAGUGAGACAGCUUACUAAUAAGACUUUUUAAUCACAAAUGGUAUGGUAUUCUUCCGAUGAUCCGGCGCAAGCGUGAAGAAUUGAGAUGGACGCUGUAUCAAUCAUGUAUCAGACUAUAUAAGCGGUCAGUAUGUAUACAACGACUGAUGGCCGCAAAAACACCGGCCACGAACGCUUCACAAUUUCUUUCGCGCACCUAUAUAUGUGAAGUAAAUGUAAGACGUGUUUAAAGGGGGACAAGUAAAUAUGCAGCAAAUAUAAAGGUGCUCUUGAAGGCAUCUUAUAUUGUCUUGUUCUGUUGUUGCAGAUUCUCAUAUAAAGUGUGAGAUGUUUCAGCUCUGUAUAUUAUAUGGUGGCAUUUUUUCACUCGCUUGCACGAACUGUUCUCUCUCACAGUGAGUUCAAAAUGAAUGGCUGUCGCGUGGGCGCCAACGUAGCGCGUAGUGCGGACUGCGUGACGGCUUGCCCGAUAGCAUUCCAAGUUCGGUUAUGUUCCCUUUUUGAGGCGGCGAGAGAUCUGCUUGUACACCUCGAGGGUCCAGGUCGCAAUCAUCAGGCGGUUUUGGUGCUCAUUCCCUAGGGGGCACCCCGGCGAAGCGGGGUGCUGGGAAAGAACAGAAAACGCUACGGGGCACUUGCGGCACGCGGUAGCGGCGGCGUCUUCUGGGCCAUCUGAAAUAUCGCCCCGACCCUGUGUAACCUGCCGUUUCCCAUCCCAUUGUUCCAUUCGCCGGCCCGCCUUCUGCAUGUGUGGCCGGCGCCAAGCAUUGUGCUGUGCUUCGUAUUGUCAUUGUUUGUAGCCGGUCGGUCCCACGGGGCGAUUCGGCGCGGUGCCAGACCCUGAGCUGUGUCGCGUGGCGACAGCGGGUUAAGAGUGUCCUGGACAGCAGCCCGACGACGUGUUUCUCAGUACUACAGUCUCGUGUGUCACCUCCGCUCUGCGAGCUGCACACAUACAGACGUGCAUGCUGCAUGUCACAAACACACAUGCCGGGUGUUUUACGUAACCGAAACUAAGUUUUAAAGAAGUGUGCUACAUAUGUGACAUCAAAUGUGUAGUGUUCGUAGUCGUCCUCAGUUAGUACCCACCACUCAGCGGCCAAGUUGUUGCGCUGCAAGCUCGAGGACGCGGGUUCGAUUCCGGGCCACAGCGGCCGCAUUUUGAGGGGGACAAAUGAAAUAAAAAAUACACUUGUGUAUGUAACUUAGGUACAUGUUAAAAUAACCCCAGAUGGUCAAACUUUUACUUCCCCCUCAGUGGCGUGCCUCAUAAUCAUGCCGUGGUAUUGGCACGCAGUAUCCCAUAAUUGCCCUGAGCUACUUAGCAUAUAUUGUUGAAGCGCGAUAUCAGUUAUUAGUCAUUAUGAACAGUGCAAAAUUAGAAUAUUCGUUUUAAGGCGGGAAUUUGACUGGAUAAGUUGUAAAUGGGCGAACUUUGUAUUAAAGCUUGGUUCAGGUCACGUGAAGCACCCACUGUAAUAACACAGAUACACACAGGUGCGCAAAUACUAGUGCACAUGCACAUUCGCCCCCCCCCCCUCCCCCCCUUGUUGCUUUCUUCUCGUCACACCUCAUAACCCGCUUGCUCUACUCUACUCCCGCACGGAGUAACAGAAUAGAAGAGUCUCUGACCGAAAGGUCAAAUGUGAAAUACGGGUGGCGACGAUACCAUGACAGUGCCCCUAACCAAUGUUGUCCAUGAACAAAAGGGCAGUGUGUAGAUGAUGGGACGACUACAGUGUCCCGAGAGUAUUAGACACAUUUCACCGGCUUACGUUCAAGAUUCAAAUGAAAGCUCGCGUGCCCUUCUUGUCGGAGGAGCCAUUCUCCCCGCCAGCAGAGGUGACGUCACAUGUUGCGCAACACGCAGUGACGACAGCAUGACGACCAACUCGGAGGUUGCCGUGAAACAAUCCCCACCGAGAAGCAAGGAACAGAAAGAUAAGAGAGGGAACUGUCUGACGCAAAUCGCAACACUGAAACCACUUGAGUGAAGGCCACUCGAGGGCGUUGGCAAGGCGUUGGCGCUAGUCGAGGCAAUGAGAAAGAGCCUCUGCAGCGGUGGAAUGGGCUCGCAUCGACUCGUCGCCACAUUUCGUUUGCUUUUAUCUCCUCUGUGACGGUGCACAACUUCCGCCAUGUAAUCAAAAUUUCUGACAGGGCCUGGUGAGGGGCUUCGACAAAGAAAAGCUACAUUGCAUUCUAAAGAAACCAAUGUCGAAACUUAGCACAUGUUAGCAGGCAUUUCUUGCGCCAUAUUAUUACCUGCAUACGGGAAUAUACUUUGAAAGCUGUGUUCUCGCGUGCACCUAGUGGCGCUCAUGUCCCGGGACAAAAUUGAAAGUUGAGGUUCAGCCUUCAUAUUCUGUAAUAACGAUCAACCUUAACCUUCUAUGUGAAUGAAAAUAAUGUUUUCAGAUACUAUUUUAUUAUAUUAAAGAGAUGUAGUGAAGGUUGCAGCGCAGUUUCCCUUUAAGUCAAUUUUCUGUCUACCUGUCACGCACUUUGACCCAUACGUAGGCACACAUUCGUUCAGCCUUUUCGAUUUAGCUACAAUACCUGCACUAUAGUUCUGAGUGACCAGCACUUUCAUCCACGUUUGAGAGUGCAGCGCGUGCCUUUGCACUGCACCCUUCGAUUUAACUUCGUGCCGGGAGCAGUUUUCCCUACACUCGCUACAUUGCAAGCGCCGGCGUUGUGCAAGUUUUCAGUGGCACACGACACGGCGCCGUGCCUGUUUAUUAGUGGUGCACCGACAAAUAUUUCUCCAGCCGUAGUUACAAGAGUCACUCUAGCUCAAUCAAGUAAGCCGGGACGGAGCGGGGAUGGUUGUCCGGACACCGUUCCCGCUCCACUAAAUGGGCGAUUCAUUUAGGUCGAAAUCGUCUCUCAUUAGCCGCGUUUUCGGACGACAUACGGUAGCAUCACGGGCCACCAUCUAUACAGGUUUGCGACUUGGUCUCGUGCAGUACCACGUGCCGCGUUCUCGAGAAUUGCUUCAGAAAUUGCAGUCAAAUCGAAGAGACAUACCUGCAUGCACGCACAGAUUCCUGCCCCACGCUCACCGUCAGCCCUAACGACUCUCUCCCCCAUUUCCCAAGUGCAGAGUAACAGGCCAGAGGUGUCUUCCUCACUCAGCCCUCUCUGCCAGUCUUUAAUAACUUUCCUAAUCUAACUAUCAAACACACACAUAACAACACACUGUGAAGAAUGUAUUUCGGUGUCUCUCUCUUGCUCUCUUGCACUGCGUUCAAGCUGUCGUGUGGUCGUUCGUUUGCGUUGCCUAUUCUCUUGCACGAAAUUGUAAAUUCUGUAUUGUACAUAUAUAUCUAUGCCACCGGUAUGACAAAAUAAAGUGUAUAUAUAUAACG
Molecule: messenger RNA, 16929 nt
Organism: Rhipicephalus sanguineus (brown dog tick)
Lineage: Eukaryota; Metazoa; Arthropoda; Arachnida; Ixodida; Ixodidae
Product: 1-phosphatidylinositol 4,5-bisphosphate phosphodiesterase epsilon-1
Exons: 37
Coding region: 433-7131 (2232 amino acids)
Biological process (GO): small GTPase-mediated signal transduction; phosphatidylinositol-mediated signaling; lipid metabolic process
Molecular function (GO): guanyl-nucleotide exchange factor activity; phosphatidylinositol-4,5-bisphosphate phospholipase C activity
Source: RefSeq, a predicted model, not a curated record